GGUAGGUGUUGUUUGUCAGGCGGCUAAUAAAAAUAAUUAAAUAAAUCUGUGUAAAAUAGUGUUUUAAUAAUGUUUUUAGUAAAUUAUAGUAGUUCUUCUGAGUCUGAAGAUGAAAAUCAACUAGAAAGUGAAGAAUCAAAUGAAUUAACAAAAUCAGAAGCAAAUAAAUUGCCAGUAGCAAACAGAAAAUUAUUACCUCAAGCCACAACAUUAUUGGGAAAACGUAAACUAAAAUCCAAUGAUGACGACGUCACCGAUGAUCCUUCAAAACAUGAUGGACGCAUAAGAAGUUUUAAACAUGAACGUGGUAAUUGGGCCACCUGUGUUUACUUACCUGUAGACAAUAAUCUUCUUGAAGAUAUACAAGACAUUUGCCUUGACCACUUAGAAGAAAAACUUCAUUUUAAGGCUUCUUCAGAAAUGCAUAUUAGUCUAACAAAGACUGUAGUUUUGCAAUAUCAUUUAAUAGAAUCAUUCGUUAGUACGCUACAAAACGCCUUACAAACUUUAGAAAGCUUUACUGUAUCCCUUGACAAUUUAAAAGUCUACACAAAUGCCGAACGCACGCGUACUUUUUUGGCCUUAAAAGUAGACAAUUUGUAUUUCGAUAAAAUGUUAAAUAUUUUACAAAAAGUGGACAAGGUAAUGAAGGAUUUCAAAUUGGCCACAUUUUAUGAGGACCCCUCGUUUCACAUUAGUAUUUUAUGGUGUACCGGAGAUUGUGUAAGUUUGGUUGAAUCUCUAGUGCCCACAAUAAUGGCAUUUUUAAUGGAACGUUUACCUUUGCAUUUGAAAUUUAAUGAGAUUUAUUGUAAAAGCGGUUUUAAAGAAUUUAUUUUUAAACUUAAAUAAUACAUAUUA
Molecule: messenger RNA, 861 nt
Organism: Lucilia sericata (common green bottle fly)
Lineage: Eukaryota; Metazoa; Arthropoda; Insecta; Diptera; Calliphoridae
Product: U6 snRNA phosphodiesterase
Exons: 4
Coding region: 70-852 (260 amino acids)
Biological process (GO): U6 snRNA 3'-end processing
Cellular component (GO): nucleus
Molecular function (GO): 3'-5'-RNA exonuclease activity
Source: RefSeq, a predicted model, not a curated record